This is a messenger RNA of Ectocarpus sp. CCAP 1310/34, 710 nucleotides long. NCBI's taxonomy places the organism in Eukaryota, Phaeophyceae, Ectocarpales, Ectocarpaceae. The record is from the annotation of a GenBank genome assembly.
AUGUUAUGCGCAUAUCCCUUGGAGGUUGAGAGAAGGGAAUGCCAGUACUUCACGAUGUUGAGACACCCCAUCGAUCGCCUGGUGUCGGCGUUUUUCUACUGCCCAACGGACCACGAUGUCCAAUUGAGGCCUCGGAAGUGGUGUGGGCACGAGGAGCACCCGGUGCCGGCGACCGAGCGCCUGCUGGACUUCGCGCAGGAAAGCUGGCGGAAUCAGGCGUUCAAGCAGAUGACGUUCGGCUUGUACUGCCCCCCUGACACCUUCUGCGAAGUGGCGGAGGUGAACAACGUGUCGCAGUGUGAGACUUUUGUCGUGGGCGUUGGUUCGUUGGACGGGCUACGCGAGGUUGGUCCACCGCAGAUGCUGGACGAACCCGGUAUUCUAGAUGUCCUCCAGCAGGUCCAGGACAUCUUGGCGGGAUAUACGGCAGUGGGUAUUAUGGAACACUGGGACCUGUCUAUGCAGCUCUUCAACGCGCGCGUGCGGUCACCCGUGCGUGAGUGGAACGUGUUCAAGCAGAGAAAUCCGGGGGUAAUGACCGGGCUUCGCGAUGAGGUGCUUCAAUGGGCUCACAAAAGCCCGGCCAUUCACCGCGUAAUAGGAACAGAUAUGUUGUUGUACUCCUUUGGGCUGUCCAUUUUCAAGCAGCAGACGACUGCAUCACUUGGUACGAAUUGGCUCGAGAUGUGAUCUUCCUAUGUCACGACCGC